Molecule: messenger RNA, 1464 nt
Organism: Orycteropus afer afer
Lineage: Eukaryota; Metazoa; Chordata; Mammalia; Tubulidentata; Orycteropodidae
Source: RefSeq, a predicted model, not a curated record
AUGGAUAGGGCAGAGACUCGGCAGCGGAGGCUGGAAGGCUUUUGUAGGCCAGAGGAUCUGGAGCUGCCCCAAACCCUCAGCCCAAGAAGACCCACUGCAGUCUCAGAAGAUGGACCUUGGAGUGUUCCUGAGAGCCAACAGGUGGCUACCAAACAACUUGGGACUGAGCCCAGCAGGGAGACUACCUUGUCCAUUGGUGUUCAGGUGACACUGCCCUUCAUGUUUGCAGGCCUGGGGCUGUCUAUGGCUGGUGUGCUUUUGAACUAUUUUCAGCACUGGCCUGUGUUUGUGGAGGUGAAAGAACUUCUGACGUUGGUGCCACCCCUGGUAGGCCUGAAGGGGAACCUGGAGAUGACACUGGCCUCACGACUGUCCACAGCUGCCAACACUGGACAAAUUGAUGACCCCCAAGAGCAGCACAGAGUCAUCAGCAGUAACCUUGCCCUCGUUCAGGUGCAGGCCACUGUUGUGGGGCUUCUGGCUGCUUUAGCUGCCCUGCUUCUGGGAGCUGUGUCCAGGGAGGAGUUGGACUUAGCAAAGAUGGGGCUGCUCUGUGCCAGCAGUGUCCUCACCGCCUUCUUCGCUGCCUUGGCUUUAGGAAUGCUGAUGGUCUGUAUAGUGAUUGGGGCUCGGAAGCUCAGAGUCAACCCAGACAACAUUGCCACACCCAUCGCAGCCAGCCUAGGAGACCUCAUCACAUUGUCCAUUCUGGCUUUGGUUAGCAGCUUCUUCUAUAAACACAAAGACAGCUGGUACCUGACACCACUGGUCUGCGUGGCCUUUCUCACUCUUACCCCAGUGUGGGGCAUCAUAGUCAAGCAGAGCCCACCUAUCAUGAAGAUCCUCAAGUUUGGAUGGUUCCCUAUCAUCCUAGCAAUGGUUGUCAGCAGUUUCGGAGGGCUCAUCCUGAGCAAAACCAUCUCUGAACCUCAGUACCAAGGCAUGGCUGUCUUCACCCCCAUCAUAUGUGGUGUUGGAGGCAAUCUAGUGGCCAUUCAGACCAGCCGGAUCUCUACCUACCUGCAUAUUUGGAGCACACCUGGGGUCCUGCCCCUCUGGAUGAAAAGAUUCUGGCCUAAUCCUUGCUCUACUUUCUGCUCCUCAGAAAUCAAUUCCAUGUCUGCCAGAGUCCUGCUCUUCCUGGUGAUUCCAGGCCAUCUGAUUUUCUUCUUAGUUGUCUACCUGGUAGAAGGUCACUCAGUCACAAGCAGCAAGACCUUUGUGGUGCUGUAUCUGCUGGCAGGCCUGAUCCAGGUGACAAUCCUGCUGUACCUGGCAGACGUGAUGGUACGUCUGACUUGGCACCAAGGCCUGGAUCCUGACAGCCACUGUAUCCCCUACCUUACAGGGCUGGGAGAUCUCCUGGGGACUGGUUUAUUGGCACUCUGUUUCCUUCUCGACUGGCUGUUAAGGAGCAAAGCAGAGCUUGAUGGCCUUUCAGAACUUGUAUCUGGACCUCCCUAA